Messenger RNA from Athalia rosae (coleseed sawfly), 1718 nucleotides. Its product is annotated as protein ALP1-like. Lineage: Eukaryota; Metazoa; Arthropoda; Insecta; Hymenoptera; Athaliidae. The coding region runs from base 375 to 1556 and encodes 393 amino acids. The transcript has 4 exons. The record is from RefSeq and is a predicted model, not a curated record.
UAUUUUCAUGCUGACGCUUGACGCUGGUUUCUAGCGUCAAACUCGAUCACGUGAUGAGAAUUUAACAUACGCGCCGUCUAGAAAAAAUGUAGCGAUAAAUUACAGCGUUCAGCGUCAAAUUUGAGCGACAAAUACAUUAUAUAGAAUUUUGACGUAUCGAUGUCACUACUCGACUUUAUAGGUUAACGUAUGUAAUUGUGAGUAAAUAAACCUUAAACUUGCUCGUAAACAAAUCAUGUCUAGUGAAUACGAUUAUCAAAUUUGGAUUUACGAAUGUCAAAAAAUUAUUCGACAAGCGCAAAGUCGACGUAAUAGGGUUAUAAAUACACUUCUAUUGAAUGAUAUAGCUAUUCAUAAAAAAAAAAAAAUAUAAAAUGAAGAGAUUCUGGGUUCAUCCAUUGUAUGAAUUUCGACGAGAACAUGGAUUUUUUGAAGCUGUAUUUCCGACACUUUCUUCAUAUCCUGAAAAAUUUGAAAACUACAUUCGUAUGUCUGCCUCUCAGUUUGACGAAUUACUGUGCUUAGUUGGUCCACAUGUAAUUAAGCAAAACGUCGUGAAAGAACCAAUUUCAGCUACCGCUCGACUUGUCAUGACUCUGAGAUACUUGGCAACAGGUGAUUGUAUAACAUCCAUUUCAUAUCAAUAUCUUGUUGGCAUAGCAACAACAGCAAAUAUCAUUGCUGAAACUUGUCAAGUUAUAUGGAAUUGUCUUCAGCAGAAGGUUUUACCGUACCCUUUAACAACCCGUGAUUGGUUAAAAAUUGCAAAUGAUUUUGAUAAGUGUUGGCAAUUCCCUCAUUGCAUCGGAGCUAUUGAUGGAAAACACAUACAAAUACAGUGCCCCGACAAUUCUGGCUCGUUAUUUUAUAAUUACAAAAAUCAUCACAGUAUUGUACUCCUUGGAAUAUGUGACGCAAAUUAUUUAUUUUUAUUUGUUGAUAUUGGUGCAUUCGGUCGGCGUAGUGAUGGUGGCAUUUUUCGUGACUCUCAAAUGGGUCAAAAAUUUGAAAAACGUAAAAUGAAUGUACCAGAAGCGGAGCUGCUCACCAUUGAUGGUAUGCUUUUACCAUAUGUGCUUGUCGGUGAUGAGGCUUUCCAACUAACAAAUUAUCUACUCCGACCGUACCCUGGUAGAGGUGGCCUUGAUAUAGACAAAAGUAUCUUUAAUUACCGUCUCAGUCGUGCUCGACGAACUAUAGGAAAUUCCUUCGGCUUACUAGUAAGUUUGUGGAGAAUCUUAAAGAAGCCAAUUGAAGCUACAGUGGACAAUACUGUUAAUACAGUCAAAGCGAUUAUUUGUCUUCACAAUUGGCUCCGUAAACAAGAUAAAGAUAACAAUUACAUACAAGAAAAUAUGGUAGAUCGGCAUGGAGAAAAUGGUUUUAUUCCAGGACGCUGGAGGGAUGAAGUUGGAGAGCAUUCCGCACUCCGAGAUGCAAGAAUAUAUGGUAAUCAUUUUAGUUCUCGAGCUGCUGUAACUAUUCGCGAUGAGUUUCGUGAUUAUUUUAAUGCUGAAGGAGCUAUUCCUUGGCAGUAUAAUCGAACUUCACAAUAACUGUCUUCAAUUUUAAUUAUUCUGACAUGAAUGAUUAUAAUAUCAACAUUAAUAAUUAUAAAGGUCAACUGAUAGCCGAAAUUGACACAAUAUAUUUUGUAAAAAUAACAUUAAAGUUAAAAUUAAAUUUGGAUUAAAUCUUCUCUUCAAAUUAUUACUCAC